This is a messenger RNA of Cygnus atratus (black swan), 3813 nucleotides long. It is a transcript of the gene PAH, whose product is annotated as phenylalanine hydroxylase. Gene Ontology annotation, biological process: L-tyrosine biosynthetic process; L-phenylalanine catabolic process. NCBI's taxonomy places the organism in Eukaryota, Metazoa, Chordata, Aves, Anseriformes, Anatidae. The transcript has 13 exons. The record is from RefSeq and is a predicted model, not a curated record. Gene Ontology annotation, molecular function: iron ion binding; phenylalanine 4-monooxygenase activity. The coding region runs from base 1 to 1341 and encodes 446 amino acids.
AUGGAUGCACAGCACUGCAAGAUGAACGGUGACCCUUUCCAGGAAUCUAUGUACAUUGAAGAGGCCUCAAAUAAAAAUGGUGUGAUUUCUUUGAUCUUCUCUUUGAAAGAAGAAGUCGGGGCACUGGCUAAAGUUCUGCGCACGUUUGAGGAAAAAGGUAUAAACCUGACACACAUUGAGUCUCGACCUUCCCGUCUCAACAAAGAUGAGUAUGAAUUCUUCAUUAACUUAGAAGGCAAGAAUGUCCCAGCACUGGACAACAUCAUCAAGUCCUUGAGAAAUGAUAUUGGUGCAACAGUGCAUGAGCUUUCACGAACAAAGAAGAAGGACACCGUACCAUGGUUCCCAAGAAGUAUCCAGGAGCUAGACAGAUUUGCCAAUCAGAUUCUAAGCUAUGGAGCGGAACUGGAUGCUGACCAUCCUGGGUUCAAAGAUCCUGUGUACCGGGCCCGGAGGAAGGAGUUUGCAGAUAUCGCCUACAACUACAGACAUGGCCAACCUAUUCCUCGAGUCACCUACACAGAAGAAGAAAAGAAAACAUGGGGCACCGUCUUCAGGGAACUCAAGAGUCUCUAUCCAACUCAUGCUUGUUAUGAACAUAACCAUGUGUUCCCACUGCUAGAGAAGUACUGUGGCUACCGGGACGAUAACAUUCCCCAGCUUGAAGAUAUUUCAAAAUUCUUGCAGACCUGCACUGGAUUUCGCCUGCGUCCUGUUGCAGGCUUGCUCUCCUCUCGGGAUUUCUUGGCUGGGUUGGCAUUCCGAGUAUUUCACUCUACACAGUAUAUUCGCCAUGCGUCCAAACCUAUGUACACACCAGAGCCUGAUAUUUGCCAUGAGCUGCUAGGACAUGUGCCUCUUUUUGCUGAUCCCAGUUUUGCUCAGUUUUCCCAGGAAAUUGGACUGGCAUCUCUGGGAGCUCCAGAUGAUUUCAUCGAGAAACUUGCUACGGUUUAUUGGUUUACGGUGGAGUUUGGACUAUGUAAGGAAGGCGAUUCACUAAAGGCAUAUGGUGCAGGGCUGCUGUCUUCAUUUGGGGAGCUACAGUACUGUUUAUCAAGUAAACCUGAGAUUCAGCCUCUUGUCCUGGAGAAGACUGCUGUGCAGAAGUACCCUGUUACUGAGUUCCAGCCUGUCUACUUUGUUGCUGAAAGUUUUAAAGAUGCAAAAGAAAAGCUAAGGAAAUUUGCUCAGAUGAUCCCUCGUCCUUUCUCUGUUCGGUACAAUCCCUACACCCAGAGAAUCGAAGUCCUGGACAAUGCAAAGCAGCUGAAGAAUUUAGCUGACACCAUCAAUAGUGAGAUGGGGAUCCUUUGCAAUGCUCUUCAGAAGAUAAAAUGAAGAUUGUCUGUAACUCGUACUAACCAUCAGCUACAGUCUAGAAGCUGCCAUAUGCAAAUACCAGUCUUCACUUAGCCUCAGUCUAUUAUCUUCCUGUGUACUGCAUGAAUGCUUAUGUCAUAUAUCUUAAUUAUCAAUGAUUAUCAGACAAAGAAUCAGAGAAUGGUUUGGGUUGGAAUGGACCUUAAAGACCAUCUAUUUCCAAUCCCCCUGCCAUGGGCAGGGACACCUCCCACUAGACCAGGUUGCUCAAACCCUCAUCCAACCUGUCCUUGAACACUUCCAGGGAUGGAGCAUCCACAGCUUCUCUGGGCAACCUGUUCCAGUGCCUCACCAUGCUCGUAGUUAAGCAGUUCUUCUUUAUAUCUAAUCAAAACCUACCCUCUUUUAGUUUAAAGCCAUUACCUCCUGUCCUAUCACUACACUCCCUGACAAAGAGUCCCUCCCCAGCUUUCCUGCAGGCCCCCUUUAGGCACUGGAAGGCUGCUGUGAGGUCUCCCCAGAGACUUCUCUUCUCCAGGCUGAACAACCCCAACUCCUUCAUCCUGUCUUCAAAGGAGAAAGAGACACUUGGAGGAGACCCUUGCCUCUUUUGGCCUUCAGACGCUAAUCCUUUUUUUUUUUUUUUUCUGACUAAAGCAUAAACAUCAACUUAGUUCUGGGAAUCUAGGGAAACCCUCUGUAUCUCUUGUGCCAAAGGUUGGCAGAAGGAAGAGAUCUCCACCAUGCAGAACUACAAUCUGCUGCAGACAUGGGGUUGCAUUACCACACUUGGCAGAGUGACUGGAUGGUAAUAUAUAACACAGACUAAUCCACCUUUUUUUCUCUCACAUUCAUUUUUCCCUCAGUCCCUCACAUUUGUGCAUAUUCCCCAUGAAAUUCUAAACUCUACAUGUUUCAGGGAAUAUACACACGCUGUUUGGCCCUGUAGAGUAUGACCUGCCCUUGGUGAAACUGUACUGCUUUUACACAUGAGCACCUCUAUCAUGAAAUAUUUUUUUUCCUAAAAGUGUGAUGUUGCCAUUGAUCAAAAGCAUAGAUGUUAGUAGAAAAGACAGCAAAUAUGCUGCAGCCUCAUUAACAAAGAUGUAUUGCCACACGCUAAUAUACUGUAUUUGCACAGUGAUUAAUCCCAAAAAGGUUUGUGCAAGUCAGGAAUACUUUAUGCUGUGUUCUGUUAUUGAUUUGCAGAAUGGAGUCCCUAAGCAAGGCACUGAGACUGCUUAUCCAGAGCAUGGGGUCCAUGCCUCAGUACAGUACCCACAAAAAGGCCUUUUCAGAGAAGAGUUACCUAAAGACACAUCUGUGUGGCUUUUUGCUGUUGGAUGCUAGGUCACUUUGCCAAUACUCUGUGCAAGUAAGAAAACAUGCAGAGUUUUAGCAUGUCAUCAAGGCCUUAUUAGCCCAAUCUUAGAGCUGUGAUGGCUGUAAUAUUGUGUAACAUCAUUGUCUUAGAGCUGAUUCAACAAGCUGACAGAAAGGGGAGAGCUCUCUAAAUUGACUUACUCAGCUACUCACUGAGGAAAGCUGAGGUGUGAAGGUUACCUUGUAUAGUAUGUGUCCUCUGAGAGUGGGUGCUUUAUUCAGCACUGCUGCAAGGUAUCUCCAAACUUUUUGGGCUCAUAAUCCAGGUGGAUAACAAUACCCUUCCUGUUGGAAAUGAAGGAGAAUUGUGUCUUUUAAUGCAGCUGAAGAUAUCAGAGCCUUCUGAUUCCUAAUUCACCAUAUCUGUGGCUAGAAUCCCCACCAACGCUAUAGGAGACAUGGAUUAGCCUGUGUCCCCAAUCUGAAUGCAUUCAAAUUCACAGACAGAAUAAUUCAAGACAAAUCUUCAAUCAUUAUGCUUUUUGAUGUCUCCUCCCUGCCCCCACCUGAGCUUUAAUCUCCUUCUUUUGUUAAAGCACUUUUGUUCUGCCUGGAGUAUAGCUUGACUGAGGCAGAAAAUGGAAACCCAGUUUAACCCAGAUGAGCCAUAGAGAUAGAAGAGCUUUGAUGUUCAAAGCCUAUUUCUGUAUUUUCUCCAAUAACUUUCACUCAAGACAGCUAAACGCUCUCUCGGACUGGUCCACAUUGUAUAAUACCUCCCUGUAGCUCCCCAGUUGAAGAAAGGAGAUCAGCACUUGUAUAUUGGAACUGAAUCGACCAAAGCAAUGCAGAACAGUAUUUCCAGCUUGAAACAGUACUGCAUUAUGAUAUCAACAUGAUUCAAGAGUCAUAUUUCUGUUAGAAGAUCCAAAGAUGAAGGGUGAUUUGAAAAUUCAUAAGUUCAGUACCUACUAUUGUACUACUCUUGUAUUUAUAGAUCGAAAAUCAGUGGAGCUUCAGUGUAAGCAUCAUCCUCUAGGAAGAUAGAAAGUACAGCUCUUUCCAUUAUAUUUAUGGUGGCUAAUAACAUUAAUCUACGGAUACCAGCUGGAAACCUUUUCUGUAGAAGUACACUUAUGCAAAAUGGAAUCAUUUUGGUGCUUUGAA